This is a messenger RNA of Odocoileus virginianus texanus, 992 nucleotides long. The record is from RefSeq and is a predicted model, not a curated record. Lineage: Eukaryota; Metazoa; Chordata; Mammalia; Artiodactyla; Cervidae.
AUUGCUUAUCAACUUUAACCCUCCUUGCAUUUUCCCACCUUUGAGUAACAAAUUCCUUUCCUCUCUCCAGGACAGAGCGUCUGCUCAGCAGCAACUGUGGAUGGUGGAAGACACGCUGGCAGGUCUGGGGGGCCCCCAGAAGCCACCCUCCAACACUGAGCCUGACUCCCCAUCCCCUGCUCUCCAAGGCGAGGAGUCCUCGGAGAGGGAGAGCCUGAUGGAGUCCUUGGAACUGAGCUCAUCCCGGUCUCCCGAGGCUGACUGGGGGAGGCCCCCAGGGGGCGACAGAGAGCUCACCAGCCCUCGCUCAGGAAUUGGAUCUCCAAGGGUCUCCCGGGCUUCCAGUCCUGAGGGUCGCCGCCCCACUUCCCCUCAGCCAGGAACCAAGCCUGUCCUGGGACACCCAGGAGCCCAGAAAUGGCUCAGGAGUUCGGGGUCCUGGAGCAGCCCAAGGAACACCAUCCCUUAUUUGCUGACAUCCGAAGGGCACCGGGAGCGAGUUCUCAGCCUCUCUCAAGCCCUGGCCGCUGAGGCAUCGCAGUGGCGCGGAAUGAUGACAGGUGGAAAUUUGGACUCUCGAGGGGACCCUCUUCCCCCUGCGCCGCCGCCUCCGUCAGAUCCCACGCCCCAGGCGUCCUCACCCCGAAGAUCUCCUCCAACAGCCAAUUCCUGCUCCACGGGUUUCUCCCCCAGAGGUAGUGGGCGCGGCGCGGGCCCCGCCUCCUGGGAGCAGACCUGGGAUUCCGGGCCCGCCCCUCCCGCCCUGACCCCCGACGAGGGGGCGUGGCCUCUGAGAGUCACCCUGCUGCAGUCCAGCUUCUGACCCGCUCAGAAGUGGCAGCCAAUCAGAGCGUGAGGGCGUGGCCUGGCGGGGCUACCUGAAGAUCUGGAGCCUCUCGCCUCCCGUGACCUAGAAAUGGUUUCUGUGGCCAAAGUUUGCUUUUCCCAACACUCGUCCAAAUUUGGAUUAAAACUUUGAACUUUUUAGUCAA